Alternaria conjuncta is the source of this 2397-nucleotide messenger RNA. RefSeq lists its product as uncharacterized. The transcript is spliced from 2 exons. The record is from RefSeq and is a predicted model, not a curated record. The coding region runs from base 1 to 2397 and encodes 798 amino acids. NCBI's taxonomy places the organism in Eukaryota, Fungi, Ascomycota, Dothideomycetes, Pleosporales, Pleosporaceae.
AUGCUACCCGAUAACAUCUACAACAGCUAUCUCGAAUACAAAAAAGACACCAACACGUACAUCAACUGGCUCUGCAGCACUGCAACACGUAUAGGCUUUCCGCCGCCCUACAAGUCAUCGUUAGAUUCAACGGCAUCAAAAUCACAGGCCAGGAAAAAGAAAAAGCUUGAAGAGCGAGAAGUCAGUAUUAGCGGACUGAUUGCAUGUGCGGAGGCAAUCGCCGAGAAACCGCCCAAGCAAUUCGUCGUUCCUGUAUACGCUGCUCAGUGCGCGGCACGGGCCAUCAGACAACGGAAGAAGUCAUCGCAAUGGCAUGAGAGUCAGGUUGAUGGGUUGGAUGGAAUUGAGAAGGUAGUGAAAGAAGAAGAUAACGCCGGUCAUACUUUCUUCACGGAGACGCUGGAGCAUACGCUCAAUAUCUUACGGCCGUUUAUAUGCAACGCGCAACACGUCAACAAGACUGAUGACAAGGCUCAACGACAUGAUUCCAUGGAUGAUAUUACCAAUCGCUUCAGUAAGCUUGAGAUUGAGGAGUUGGCUGAUCAGGAAGUCGAGAGUGCUGCGAUUGCGGUCGCCGAGAAACCGCCAACAACGUCACGGAUCACAUACUUUGUCGAUAACAGCGAAGAAGAGCGCCAAGUCGCUAUGGAAUCCCUUCUACAUGACCACUUACGCAUUAAACAGGCCAUCCGCAAGGCAUGGCAAGAAUAUUUGUUAGACAGAAAGCUUGACCUCAUCACGACCGCGGCAACAACUCAAGCCGGGUUGCAGAUGCUCCGGAGUCUCGUUCACGAGUUCACGAUGCAGUUCCCCGGACUUAACUCGAUGGAGACAUUCUGCUUGAACUAUCUUCGCAAACGCAAAGACAUCCGAUCAGGUUCCGACGAAGCUAUUCCGGUAGAUACGAGCGACGCGGAUAUCCAGAUUCCAAAACACGUGGCCGAAUUCAGCUGCCUAGACACUUAUACCACUAUCCGGCAUGCGUUGAGUCGUUUCUUCCAGGCUGAAAACUACGCCGGUCGAUACCGAGCAAUGGAGCUUGUGCUUCGAAUCGGCUAUUUUGACAACUACAAAACGGACAUGCCUGCCCUGCAACCACUGGUCAACGCCCUGGAAGACAUCUUAGGCAUGGACGUCGAGGGAAUGGGCAGCUUCCAACAUCCUCCCAUUAUGGACAACUUCACUCAACUCUGGCGAGAGUAUCUCCAGACUUUAUACUCUGCUCCCAAACCGGAGGGACAAAAAAAGAGGGAACUUCCUGAUCUGAGCGUGGAACUGGUCCUCUGUACGGAUCUAUACCUGAAGGUACAAGAGGUCGUCAUACUUGCCGAGCCAAACAUCAUAAGAGACGACUACAAGAAUAACUGGGCAUACAAGAAUUACUAUCAGAAUGACAGCGACUCUGGUCAUUACCUGGAAUUGUUAAAACAAUACCCAUUCACAUCAAAUCCAAUCCGCAAAACGCUCACCUCUUUCUUCCGAAGCGAUGCAGACACAGCAAAGGUUGUAGACUGGCAUACCACGGAAAUGUUUUGGGGUCGACGCGCCAUGAUGAAAGAAAAGAUAACAAGUACCAGGAUAAGUGGAAGAGAAGAAUGCGUCGUUGGAGUCUUUCGUUGGGAUUGGCCACGAUAUAACCCGUUUUUAGCUGGCCUGAUAGCCUUUGUCGUCGCCCAAGCUGUUGAUGAGCUCAAUACGGUAUUCCAGAACCACAGCGGCAGCCCGGUCGCGACGGCACAUCUCUAUAACUACCUACGGCAGGCUCACAGCGUGACAGCCCCAUCCCCUUGCACUCCUGUGUUGACAAAGGAGUGGCCAGAUAUGGAAAGCUAUCUCAAAAUCAUGGGCGACAAGAGUGUGUUCGGUGGCGAUCGACCGGAAUUCCACUGCAUAAACCCCCUCGACAAAGAGCAGGAAGAGUUUCACGCUCAACACUGGACCGAGUGGGUACUCGCCGACGAAGAAGCGGUGCAGAAGUCUGCAGAUGAGGUUCUACAUCGAGAAGGCACGACAAAACUGUGUCUACCACCUUCGUUCCGUGAACUCAACGCCAGUCCCUCAGCCGCUGAAAGCUCGCCCAGCCUACCAAACGAAGGAACCAACACACAAACCCAGCAGAAGGAGAUUCCUACCGCCGAUGCCAACAAAGCUGCAUUCGAAGGAAUACUCCGGCUUUUGCGCCAGGCUAGAGCGGACAACGAUCAGAUGAAGACGGCGGGGUUGGUACAGGAAGCUUUUGCUAGGCUGGGGGCGCUUGGAGGGGAUCAUGUGUUGCCCCCGGAGGAUCAUCAGGAGAUUGUCAAGGCUGCUGAAGAAUUCAUGGGGAAGGGGGUGAGUAAAGAUGGGCAUGGUCGUGUUUACUAUAUUCGUGUUGGACAGGCUGCUCAACAGCCUUAG